CUGAGCUUUGAACAGGAAGCCUGUGCGCGCCGGCUUCGUGACAAUGAUAAGCCAUUCGGUGGAAUCCAGCUUGUACUCUCAGGCGAUUUCUUCCAGUUGCCUCCGGUACCAGAUAAGCAAGGCGAACCAAUCAAGUUCGCAUUUGAGGCAGAGUCAUGGAAUCGCUGUCUGGGCUCGACAAUCAUGCUGAAGGAGGUAUUCCGACAGAAGGAGCAACCUCUUGUAACCAUGCUCAACGAGGCGCGCUUCGGAAAGUUGAGCGCAGAGACUAUUCAGGCGUUUCGAAAGCUCUCGCGCCCCGUGCAAUAUACGGACGACAUCGAGCCGACACGAUUGUACCCCACCAACGCGGAAGUGGACGCCGCCAACAGGAUUCCCCUGCGAAAGCUACCUGAGCCCGGCAUGACCUUCAAGUCGUCGGACACAGCGGGCUUUGACGGGAAUUGGCAGCCGUUAUCCGAGCAGGCGAUGCUCGAUUCCCUUAGCAGGAACACCAUCGCCCCGAAGCAAAUCGAGCUACGAGUAAGUGACGCCCGCGUCGGUAAAGCCUCCUCUGAAAUCACCUCUUUAGGUUGGCGCGCAAGUCAUGCUCAUCAAGAACCUCGUACAAGGCGUCCUAGUCAACGGCACCGUGGGUCACGUCAUUGCGUUCAAGACACCGAUCGACGCCAGGCGCGAACGACUGGACAUCGCGGGCAUUAA
Schizophyllum commune H4-8 is the source of this 702-nucleotide messenger RNA. RefSeq lists its product as uncharacterized. Gene Ontology annotation, molecular function: DNA helicase activity. The annotation marks the transcript as partial. Gene Ontology annotation, biological process: telomere maintenance; DNA repair. The transcript is spliced from 3 exons. The record is from RefSeq and is a predicted model, not a curated record. NCBI's taxonomy places the organism in Eukaryota, Fungi, Basidiomycota, Agaricomycetes, Agaricales, Schizophyllaceae.